Molecule: messenger RNA, 1936 nt
Organism: Carica papaya (papaya)
Lineage: Eukaryota; Viridiplantae; Streptophyta; Magnoliopsida; Brassicales; Caricaceae
Product: HIT-type Zinc finger family protein
Biological process (GO): snoRNA localization; box C/D snoRNP assembly; maturation of LSU-rRNA from tricistronic rRNA transcript (SSU-rRNA, 5.8S rRNA, LSU-rRNA)
Cellular component (GO): nucleus; pre-snoRNP complex
Source: RefSeq, a predicted model, not a curated record
UUGGCGUGGCGGCAGUGCCCUCCAAACCCUAGCUCUGUAACCUUUGUCACUUCUCGUCAAGUGAUCUCGUAAGCUUUCUUCUUCCCUCUCAACAUGGACGGGAACAGAGAAGAUGAACCAGUUUCGGCAAAGCAAAACGCCAAAGAAGCGGCUGUAUGCGAAGAAUGCAAAGAGAAUCCAUCAAAAUACAAGUGUCCGGGUUGCUCAAUCCGCUCAUGUAGUCUCCCUUGUGUUAAGGCUCAUAAGCUACGAACUGGCUGCACCGGAAAGAGGGACGUUACUCAGUUCGUUCCUCUCUCUCAGUUCAACGAUAAUCUCAUUCUCUCUGAUUAUCAGAUGUUGGAGGAAGUAAAGAGGGUUGCUGAAUCUGCUCAGAGGACUCGAGGUAAAUUAUGCGGCUAUUACCGUUCAAAGCUUCCAUUUGGCCUCAAAAAUCUUCGGACUGCUGCUUCAAGACGCAAAAUAAAGCUCUUGUUUCUUCCUAGUGGAAUGUCAAGGAGGGAAAAGAAUCAAACUAAAUAUGAUGAAAGGACAAAAAUGAUUUCAUGGACAAUUGAGUGGCGAUUUCAUUCAACCAAUGUUGUUUUGAUUGACCAUGGAGUGUGUGAAGAUGCAAGCAUAUACUCUGUAAUUGAGAACCAUCUAAAGCCAGGCCCCUGGAACCAUCAGCUUAAGCAAUUCUGUGAUGUACAGCUGGACAGUCUCAAGUUUUUUAUCCGUAAAUGUCCAAAGGGGCCUAGGUUGCAUUUCCUGGAGUUGGACAUCAAGGCCCCUUUAAGGAAACAGUUGGCCAAAAUCAUAAUAUUGGAGUACCCUUCAAUUCAUGUUUUUCUUCCGUCACAUAGAUAUGAUUUUGAAAUUGUUAGAGAUGCUCAUCUUGUGGGUUCAAAACCUGCACUUGAGGAUUCCAGUAACAAUGGUCAACAGUGCCCCCAGGGUGUUACUUUCAAGGAGGAGGAAAUAGAAGAAGGCACUGGUUCUUGUGAGUCUCUGGUUAUUGAUCUUAUGAAGCAAGUGAAUGCUAGUCCAGUGUGUCAAUUCCAUCAUGAAAAUGAGUUUGAGAAAGCAGUAAAGAAUUCAUCAGAUAGGUCUAUACUCCCAAGAGUGGCAUCUUGUAGCACUUCUGAUUCUGGGCUGAAAGCCAAUGGACCAGAAGUUACAGAAGAAAUGGAAUUUGAUUUUGACCAAGAUUUAAUAGAUACAUACUCAGAGCUUGCAGCAAUAAAUACAGAUGACUUUCUAGUCUUUGAAGGUGAAUUUUCCAAAGAAAUGGAAGUAGAAGGAGAUGAUUUUUCAAACUUCAGGGGAACUUUCUCGGAAGCAGUAGAGCUAGAGGAAGGGGAGAUUGCAGACUAGAUGGUGUUCAAUUUAUCUCACAAUUGUGUUGAAAGUGUUUGAGAGAAUUAUCUGCCAACUAAUGGAUAAUAUUCUGGAUAAAACAUUUUCAUUGGUUCUUUAUGCCGAAUUUUGUAUAGUAUCUGCGAGGACGUCCGCCUGUCAAAAUCUGUUCGUAUCACCCAGUGAGAUGCGUGCAUUUGGUGUACAUUGAACAUGUGGGAACUGUUUGCCACAACUCUUCAAUCUGUUACGCAAUGAUGUUAAUAUCAAGACAGCAAUCUGCACUGGGCUUUUCUUGUAUUCCUCUGCUUCCUUGAUUCUGUUUGGCUAUUAGCAGGAGAAUUUCUGUUUGGUAUGGUUGUCAUCAAGAUAUCAUAUCUUGGAAUGUCUUAUCUAUUAUGUAGUAAUCAGUUGUUUCUUUCUUGUAAAUCCAUUUGAUUUGUGGGUUAAUUAUACUUUCGUUCAAUGUUUUUUUUAAUAUCAUUAGGAAUAAGUAAAAUUGUAAUUGUUAUUGAGUCUGUUGAAAGAAAUCUGGAAGCCAGUGUUAUAUCCGUCCAUAGAAUGGCCAUGUUUUGCCAUUUCAAAAAUGGUGAGUAGA